This is a messenger RNA of Hibiscus syriacus, 3771 nucleotides long. Its product is annotated as myosin-2-like. The record is from RefSeq and is a predicted model, not a curated record. NCBI's taxonomy places the organism in Eukaryota, Viridiplantae, Streptophyta, Magnoliopsida, Malvales, Malvaceae. Gene Ontology annotation, cellular component: myosin complex; vesicle; cytoplasm. Gene Ontology annotation, biological process: vesicle transport along actin filament; actin filament organization. Gene Ontology annotation, molecular function: microfilament motor activity; ATP binding; actin filament binding.
GUUUUACUUUUGUUUGAAAAAUGAUGUUAUCGGCGUCGCCGACGACUUUAGCGAAAAGUUCGCUGGAAGAAAUGCUGGAAUCUCUCCGGCGACAAGACGAGGCCGAUAAACCUAAAGAUUUACCUCCGGCUUUACCAGCCCGGCCUACUUCCAAGGCCCGACUUCCCUCGGCUCGCCGGUCACUUCCGACCAACUUCAAAAUCGGUGCUAAUGGUGUAAACGAGGCCGUUUUAAGUGAAGUGAAGGGAAAUGAGGAAGUUAAAAGGAAGGAAAAGGAGUUGGGGGUGAAGGGAAAUAGUUUUGGGAGUAAAAAAAUGAGGAAAGGUGUGAAUGUAGUAAAUUCACCGUAUGAUUUGGGAGGGAAAGGGAAGGUGGAGUGUGAGGAGAAUGAUAAUAUUGGGUAUUUUACUCAGAAAAAACUUCAUGUUUGGUGCCGGCUAUCCAAUGGGGUGUGGGGAUCGGGAACCAUACAAUCUUCAUCAGGAGGGGAAUCAGUUGUCACCCUCUCCAAUGGAAAUGUUGUAAAAGUCUCUACCAGUGAGCUCUUACCGGCAAACCCAGGAGUUCUGGAGGGUGUGAAUGAUCUCAUACAGCUCAGUUAUUUGAACGAACCAUCCCUUCUUUACAAUCUUAAGCACAGAUAUUCUCGAGAUAUGAUAUUUAGUAAAGCAGGUCCAGUUUUAAUUGCAGUCAAUCCAUUCAAAGAUGUCCAACUUUACGGGAAGGAUUUUGUCACGAGUUAUAGACAGAGAGCUACAGAUAGCCCUCAUGUUUUUGCUGUAGCGGACAAUGCUUAUAAGGAGAUGAUGAAUGAUGGAGUAAAUCAGUCUAUAAUCAUAAGUGGGGAAAGUGGAGCUGGGAAAACUGAGACAGCAAAAUUUGCAAUGCAAUACCUAGCUGCUCUCGGAGGUGGCAAUGGUGGGAAAGAGUGUGAAAUCCUUCAGACACAUUGUAUACUUGAAGCAUUUGGGAAUGCAAAGACAUCUAGAAAUGACAAUUCUAGCCGAUUUGGCAAGCUUAUUGAAAUUCAUUUUACUGCACUGGGGAAGAUAUCUGGUGCCAAGUUUCAAACUUUUCUUUUGGAAAAGUCAAGGGUAGUUCAGCUGACUGCUGGUGAAAGGUCUUACCAUAUAUUUUAUCAACUCUGUGCUGGUGCUCCACCAACUCUAAGAGAGAGAUUGAAUCUUAAAACAGCUAAUGAGUACAACUAUCUAGGCCAGAGUGAGUGCUUGGUGAUUAAUGGUGUUAAUGAUGCUCAGAAAUUCCAAAAGCUUAUGGAAGCCUUGGACAUUGUUCAAAUUUGCAAAGAAGAGCAAGAGCAAGCAUUUGCAAUGCUUGCUGCAGUUUUAUGGUUGGGAAAUAUAUCAUUUCAAGUAAUUGACAAAGAAAAUCAUGUGGAGGCAUCUGCCGAUGAAGCUUUAACCAGUGCUGCCAGGCUGAUGGGUUUUGCUCCAGAUGAACUAAUGCAAGCUAUAUCUACGCAUAGAAUCCGAGUUGGCAGGGAUAGUAUUUGUAAAAAAUUGACAUUGCAACAGGCUAUUGAUGCAAGAGACUCAUUGGCAAAAUUCAUCUAUGCAAGCUUAUUUGACUGGCUUGUGGAACAAAUCAACAAGUCACUUGAAGGGGGUAAAAAACACAUUGGCAGGUUCAUAAGCAUCCUUGAUAUUUAUGGGUUUGAGUCAUUUAAGAAGAAUAGCCUUGAGCAGCUUUGUGUAAAUUAUGCGAAUGAGAGGUUGCAACAACACUUCAUCCGGCACCUAUUGAAACUUGAGCAAGAGGAGUAUGAAUUGGAUGGGAUUGAUUGGACCAAAGUUGAUUUUGAAGACAACCAAGAGUGCUUGGACCUAUUUGAGAAGAAGCCCUUAGGGCUACUUUCCUUGCUGGAUGAGGAAUCAAAUUUACCCAAUUCAACUGAUUUUACCCUUGCUAAUAAGUUGAGGCUGCACCUGAAUUCUAUUUCUUACUUCAGAGGAGAUAGAGGCAGGGCCUUUGGUGUUCGACAUUUUGCGGGAGAGGUGCUGUAUGAUACUAAUUGCUUUUUGGAUAAGAACCGAGAUGCAUUGAACCCUGAGGUAGUCCAACUUCUAUCAUCCUGUAACGGCCAGUUGGCACAGUUGUUUGCCAAAAAAAUGCUUAAUCAAUCUCUGGAACCAGCAAUUUCAUUGGAUGCUCCAAAGCAAACUGUUGGGGCAAAAUUCAAGGGCCAGCUCUUCAAAUUAAUGCACCAAUUGGAGAAUACAAGACCUCACUUUAUUUGCUGCAUAAAACCAAACUCCAAGCAACUCCCUGGUACGUUUGAAGAGGAUCUUGUCUUACAGCAGCUUAGAUGUUGUGGAAUUUUGGAGGUUAUUAGAGUCUCAAGAUCUGGAUAUCCUACUAGAAUGACACAUCAGGCAUUUGCAGAAAGGUAUGGGUUCCUACUGUUGGAGACCAUUGUAUCUCAGGACCCAUUGAGUGUUUCAGUUGCCCUACUAAAUCAAUUUAAUGUCCUUCCUCAAAUGUAUCAAAUCGGCUAUACCAAACUGUUUCUUCGAACUGGGCAGAUUAGUUCUUUGGAGGAUAGGAGAAAACAGGUAUUGCGAGGAAUAAUUGGGGUUCAGAAAUACUUCCGAGGUCACCGUGCUCGUCGCCUUUUCCAGGAGCUCAACAAAGGAGCAAAAAGUAUAAAAUCAUUUGUCUUUGGUGAAAAUAAACGAAGGAAGUAUGCUAUUGAGGCGAAUAGGUGCUCAGCAUUUGCUUCUCAUUUAAUUGAUGAGCAGUUAAUGGCAGUCAUAUAUUUACAAUCUGUAAUCCGUGGGUGGUUGGCCCGUAAGCAUUUCAAUAACAUGCAUAAUUUGAAACAGUCAAACCAAGAAAGCGUAAAGUCUAGACGAAAGACGGGUAGGAAGAUGUCUGAAGCAAAGGAGAUACCCCAUGAGCAACAGAUUCAAGUUCUACCUUCUGUGAUGGCCGAGCUUCAAAGAAGUGUUCUCAAGGCAGAAGAGACUUCGAGGCAAAAAGAACAAGAAAAUGCCACGUUACAAGAACAACUACAAAAGUCCGAGGCAAGGUGGUUGGACUAUGAGGCAAAGAUGAAAACAAUGGAGGAGAAGUGGCAAAAGCAAAUGACAUCACUUCAAACAAGUCUUACUGCUGCCAGAAAGAGUCUUGCUGCUAACAGUGCUGCAGGUCAGCUAGGAAGAGUUGAUGUGCUAUCUCCGCGAUGCUAUGAUUCUGAAGAUAAUGCGUCCAUGGGAUCUCGAACUACCGGUGGGAACACACCCGUCUUAUUUUCUAAUGCUAUGCCCGAUGUCGUUGGGGGUAGAGAGAAUGGCUCUUUGAAUGCACUGGGCAAUCUGUUAAAGGAAUUUGAGCAGAGGAAACAAUCUUUUGAUGUAGAUGCUAAAUCUUUGAUUGACAUCAAAAUGCCACAGCCAGGUUCUAAUGUGAACCCCGACGACGAACUUCGGAGAUUAAAGAACCGGUUCGAGACCUGGAAGAAAGAUUACAAGCUGAGAUUAAAGGAAGCCAAGGCAAGACUCCAUAAGCGUGGGCAUUCCGAGUCAGACAAAGCUCGAAGAAAAUGGUGGGGAAAGCUAGGUUCGAAGGCAUAAUAAAAUUCCCGGUCUGAAAUGAUCAUCUCCCAUUCUUGGGUACAAUUUCUUUACAUUUGUGGAAAAAAAAUUUCUGCAGUCCAUGAACAGUAAGGAGACAUUGUAUUUGUAUGUAUCUACCAAUUUUUGUUACUUUGGUGGGAGAGACUAUAAUGUGCAUAAGACAAAUAGGGAUUCG